Oncorhynchus kisutch (coho salmon) is the source of this 3985-nucleotide messenger RNA. RefSeq names its product ataxin-1-like. Gene Ontology annotation, biological process: negative regulation of transcription by RNA polymerase II; nervous system development. The transcript has 3 exons. The coding region runs from base 644 to 2680 and encodes 678 amino acids. Lineage: Eukaryota; Metazoa; Chordata; Actinopteri; Salmoniformes; Salmonidae. Gene Ontology annotation, cellular component: nucleus. The record is from RefSeq and is a predicted model, not a curated record. Gene Ontology annotation, molecular function: RNA binding; protein binding.
AGUGUGAGAAAGAGGAUCGUAGUGCGUACGCAUGUGCAUACGUGCGUGUGUGUGUGUGUGUGUGUUUGUGUACAUCUUUGUGUGUCCACCCCUUUCGCAGUGAGUAAGGCGAGUGGGCGGUAGCAGCAACUGGUCUGCUUAUGUGGUGCGAUGCAUAGCAGACAUGUUUCUCACUGCUAGAUAUUACUCAUUUCCUCAGCCCUACACACACACACACAAACACACAGUCUCAGUUAGACGCUCACGCACAUACACACACUGACACACAGAAGCUCGCAGCUUCUCAGUGGUCUUGCUGGUGCUAUUUUUCACUUAUACGGAGCUCUGUGGCAUCGUGUGACUGGUAGCUGUUGUUGGUGUUUCUAUUGGCGCUGUAGAGGUAAAGUAGGAAGCAGCCUGUGGAGAGGCGCCUGACCCCCCUGGAGGUUCUUAACCCAGGAGGGCUGCAGCAUGUAUGACCACCAACACCUGGACAACACUCUGGUCAACAGCCCACUCUAAGGUGAUAGGUUGUUCAGGACUAGGGUGUCAGUGAUCUGACAGUGAUGUCGUGUCGAGGCCCUCCCCUCUCUCUGCGGCCCUCGUUUUCCCGUGAGUCCCAUGUAACCUAGCCGCCCCCGCCCGCCGCCGCUGGCGCUCACCCAUGAAUCCCAGCCCCGACCGCGGCAAAGAGUGCCUCCCCCCCAAGAAGAGGGAAUCCCGGCAGGGCUCGGUUGACCAGCGCACCCUCCUGGACGAGUUUAAACCGCCCGCCUCGCCCCUCAGGACCCGGCCCGCCGGCAGCUCAGGGAGAGAUGAGGGGUGCAGGGAGAACAGCGACGAGGCUCUGACAAACCCCCACAGUCUGCUACCCUCUCCCCCACCUCCCCUCCCUCCCCCUGGUAUCCCCCUCCCCCUGCCAUGGCACCUGCCUUACACCCCCUCUGUCCCUCUACCCUUCCUCCCAGGCCAGGUAGGAGAGAGGAGGGGGUCAGGCUCACCCUCCUGGAGGGAUGAUCUUCUCCCUUCCCCACUCCCCCAUCACUCCAGGUGGCUCCGAGGUGAAAUCCCCCUUCCCCUUCCACCCUGCUCAUCCUCUUCCUCCUUCAAGAGCCCCUUCCCUGCUGACUCCAGAGAGAUGUGGUCCUAUUUCAACACAGAACGAAGGGACUAUAGCUCCUCUCUCUUCUCCCCCUCCCACCUGUUCAGCCAGCCCCCCCUCUACCGUCCUGACACCUCCAUGACUGAAGGCAGACACAGAUACCUGGGCAAGAGGCCCAACGGGCUGGACGGCCCGGACAGCAGGACUGCCUCUGCCUCCAGGGUAGCGCCACCCUCAGGAGAGUACGGGAACGAACCCAGUGGCAGGGCCAGGCUGGGUGGCAGCCUCCACGGUUCCCAUGCCAACGGGCGGCGGAGACACCAGGAGGAUCCCAUGGGACGUUCUCAGACGGUUGCGAUUUUCCAAGAUUCCCGAGCGCCACCUCCGGAGGGCCCUGACUCACAUUCCUCUCUGCAGGACAGGGAUCCCCGUGGGACGCCAAAGCCUGGGACCCUCACCCUGAUCCCUAGCAGGCCCCAACCCCAUCGGGCAGACCCCAGGGCAGGGAGAGGGGAGAUUCUGGACCCCCUGGGGAGCUCUCCGGCUAAGGCCCAGAUUUACUACUCCCUGGGGUCGAUGUACUCUGCCCUACAGUCCAGCCACCCCCAGGCUCAGCCUUUCCCCCUGUACAGCCCCUCAGGCAGCCCUCAGUACGGCCUGCACACCAUGAGGAACUCACAGCACUCGCCUCAGGGGCAGCCCAACAGCCACGUCACAGAGAGCGACAGAGAGAGGGAACGAGAGCGAGACAGAGAACGAGACAGACGACGAGAACAAGACAGAGAGAGAAAACGCGAACAAGACAGAGACAACCGGGAGAGAGACAGUGAACGAGACAGAGACAAAGACAGCGGAGACCUUUCCCCUGGGCGGCAGUACUCACGUCCCCACGCCUCCCCCCUCCUUCCCCUCACGGCCAUCUCACCCCCUGCCCCCCACCACCACCACAACCCCCCAGCACUCCUACCUCAUUUUGCCAAGGGAUCUCUGAUUGAGCUGGUGGGGGGCCGUCUAAAGCGUGUGGAGGAGCUGAGGACGGAGGACUUCCUAAGGAGUGCCAACACCUCCCCGGAGUUCCACCUGAGCACCUGCACCAUUCUGCUCAUCGCCCCCAGCGACACACACGGCUUCAACCACCUGCAGGUCCUCCUCACAGACCGCAACACUCAGGAGUUACUAACAGUUCUGGUGGAGUACCCGUUCUUCGUGCGGGACCGCGGCUGGUCUUCCUGCUGUCCCCAGAGAACCUCCCAGCUCUACGGCCUAUCCUGCCGUCAACUCAGCGAGGGAGACAUCUGCCUGGCCCUCACCCCCUCACACUCACCUCGCACACACACACACUCACACACACGCACAGCCCCGCGGGGCCACCGCACACACACUCGGGCCAGGGCCGGCGCCAGCUCACACAGGGAAGACAUGCCCCCUCCUCCCCCUCCUCCUCCUCUUUCUCAUCCCUCCCCUGCUCUCGCCCCUCCUCCUCUUCCUCUGCCCCCCGCAGACCCUCCCACCCAGGAGCAGCCACGCUCACGGAAGAGGCGAUGGUCCGCCCCCGACCUCCUACCCCCUACUGGAACUACUGAAGCUACCGGGUACUGACAAGACCACCAAUUUACCUCACGGCUCCAAGCAUAGGAAGCGGCAGUAGAGCUUACACACGCACACACACACACACUGAAACACACACAUGCAAGCACAAACACACCCUCCUUGUCUCUAGAGCACACACAUGGCCACACAGUAGAGAGACCACAAGGCAGGGUUGCAGGGAAGGACAAAGAAAUGCAACUUUACUUGUGUCCACACUGCUGCCCAAAGUAUGAGCCUAUACCCCUCUUUCUUCAUCCCUCUUUCCCCUCUCUCCACUUAGCACACCUCUGACAGGGGUAGCUGUCUGAGGACUCCCAGAGAACAGACGUUGAGUGAGACACUGUUUUUGUUAUGGUUGUCCCACACGUCUACUUACUGACAGUGUUUUCUGCAGGGUAUCGGUUUUCAAUCAGGGUUAUGGAAGCAAGCUCUAUUGAAGAUGUCUAUCGCAGAGAGAGAGAGAGAUAUAUAUAUAUAUAAAUAUAUGACUAUAUAUUACAUUACAGAUGUUCUAUAAAUAUGCUAAACCGAUUUAAUGCAACCUCUCUGAUUGUCACUUUCGUAAUGCGUUCUCAGUUUUAGAUUUUCUCGCUUCUUCUGAUACGAAGUUUGACUGUCAGUCAGUCAGUCAGUCCAUCGGUCAGUGGGUCUGGGCAGGCAAGGUAAAUGAAUGUAUCAGCUACUCUUCGCCUUUUUACUAUUCUCGUUACCGGGGGGGGGGGGGGGGGGGGGGGGGGGUCAUGUUAAUCUCUUGUUCGCCAAGGUAUUGCCCUCCGAUAUGUUCUUAACAUUAUCUCAGCAAAAGGAAAAGCACUAAUGAAAAUUGCGUAACAGACAAUCCUCUCCCACACAGGUGGGUCUGUGUCGCUUCGCCUUGACCCCGAGAGUGUUUUUCCAUAAAAAAAAUAAAAAUGUAAAAGAUGGAUCGGCGGGAGAGUAAUGGUGCUAAUAACAGGUUGGAACAGGAUGCUUUGUGAACACAAACUUGACCCCUCUGUACUGUACUCUGUACCCCUUCUGUUCCCCUUUCUUUUCUCCAUGUACUGUAUAUGUUUGAGCGCAGGGAAAAAAACGAUUGAAAGUAUUUUAAAACUCAGAUACGGGUAUCUUUUCUGAUUCAGCACACUCUUUCACUUUAGUUUUUUCAACUUUUUUUAGUUUGUUUGUUUUUCAAAAACAAAAAAAACCUGACCUGUUGUUUUUUUUUCCUUUGUAAAUGUUAAAACUAUAAAAAUUGUAUAUUUUUGAAAUUGUGAGUCUGUUAUAUGAUGUUCGCUAGAAAUUAUAAAAAUUAAAAUAAGCUUUAUGAAUUUA